AUGAAUAAACCAUGUGGACAACGCCAGCGAAGCAAUGGGAGCCCAUCUGUGCUUUGUAUUCGCCCAAAUGAACAGGCCUCUGUCGUACAUGCAACGCCGACUGAAUACGGCCCUAGUGAAGAGCUGCGACGAGUUGACUCCUCGGCUCAGCCCAAUACGUUUGGUGUUGAUUUGUCAGCUGAGUGGAAAUUGUCCCUUUAA
This is a messenger RNA of Opisthorchis viverrini, 201 nucleotides long. RefSeq lists its product as hypothetical. NCBI's taxonomy places the organism in Eukaryota, Metazoa, Platyhelminthes, Trematoda, Opisthorchiida, Opisthorchiidae. The record is from RefSeq and is a predicted model, not a curated record. The coding region runs from base 1 to 201 and encodes 66 amino acids. The transcript has a single exon.